Messenger RNA from Brenthis ino (lesser marbled fritillary), 4275 nucleotides. NCBI's taxonomy places the organism in Eukaryota, Metazoa, Arthropoda, Insecta, Lepidoptera, Nymphalidae. The record is from the annotation of a GenBank genome assembly.
AUGAAUAGUUUACUCGUAACCGUAAUGGCAGAAACAAAAAUGAAAACUAUGAUCAUCCUGCUAUCACUGAGUGUCGUGAUGGGUGUACCUCAAAAGCCAAAUUUGGAUGCGAUCCUAAAUCGUCGGACGGACGUCUACAUCGCCGGCUUCUUCCCCUUCGGGAAGGGAGUGGAAAACUCAAAUACUGGUCGAGGUGUGAUGCCGAGCGUCAAGCUGGCGCUGGACCACGUCAACGAACACGACUCCGUCUUAAGGAAUUACAGACUUCACAUGUGGUGGAAUGAUACUGAGUGCAAUGCAGCGGUUGGUGUGAAGUCAUUUUUCGACAUGAUGCACAGCGGUCCCCACAAGCUGAUGUUGUUCGGCGCAGCCUGCACGCACGUGACUGACCCAAUCGCUAAAGCAUCAAAACAUUGGCAUCUUACUCAGCUAUCAUACGCUGAUACUCAUCCAAUGUUUACAAAGGAGGCUUUUCCCAAUUUCUUUCGAAUCGUGCCCUCGGAAAAUGCAUUUAAUAUGCCUCGAAUUCGGCUCUUGGAACAUUUUAACUGGACAAGGGUUGGGACUAUCUACCAGAAUGAACCUAGAUAUGCUUUGGCCCACAAUCGUUUAUUAGCAGACCUAGACUCUGCAAACUUUUUAGUAGAUGAAUCUCAAAGCUUUGCAACUGAAGUGAAGACAGCACUAUCCAAACUGAAAGAGAAGGACGUUCGGAUAAUUCUUGGAAAUUUUAACGAAACUUGGGCCCUGAAUAUAUUCUGCGAAGCGUAUAAGUUAGAAAUGUAUGGACGUGCGUACACUUGGCUACUGCUAGGCACAUAUAGCAAUAAGUGGUGGACGCGGCGCGCGCCGUGCUCUCGGCGGGAGCUGAGCACUGCCUUGGACACCACCAUCCUCACUGAUCUGUUACCGUUGUCUACUACCGGAGAGACUACUGUCUCUGGCAUUACGGCUAAAGAUUACCAAGUGGAGUACGACCGAAGACGAGGCGUUGAGUAUUCCCGGUUCCACGGGUAUACUUAUGAUGGUAUUUGGGCAAUGGCACUAGCCAUUCAAACCGUAGCACAUCGAGUAAAGUUGAAAUACAAGGAAAAGACAGUACAAGAUUUCAGAUAUCGGGAUAAGGAAUGGGAGCAGCUAUUCCUAGAUGCAUUGAGCAACGUUACCUUUGAAGGAGUUACUGGUCCAGUGCGAUUUUAUGACAACGAGCGCAAAGCGUCAAUCCUGCUAAAGCAGUUUCAAGGGGAGAUGGUGGGGGAGGUGAAGGUGGGGGAGUACUGCGCGGAGAGAGACCGCCUGGAUCUCAACAGUGGGGAGCCCUUUAAGUGGAUUGGAAAGAACCCCCCAAAAGAUCGCACUCUGCGCCUGAUCGAGCACACUCAAGUGAACAUCACGAUCUACUCAGUGUUGGUGUCGUGUUCCGUGCUCGGUAUCCUGCUUGCCACCGGCUUCCUCGCUAUGAACAUACACUACAGGAAUCAGAGGUAUAUAAAAAUGUCAUCCCCACACCUUAACAACCUGAUCAUCGUGGGCUGCAUGCUCACGUAUCUCAGCGUCAUCUUCCUAGGACUGGACUCCAGCCUCAGCAGCAUCGCCGCGUUCCCGUACAUCUGUACCGCGAGAGCUUGGCUGCUGAUGGCAGGCUUCAGCUUGGCAUUUGGGGCAAUGUUCUCCAAGACAUGGCGGGUUCACUCCAUCUUCACUGAUGUUAAGCUAAAUAAAAAGGUCAUAAAAGACUAUCAGCUGUUUAUGGUAGUGGGUGUUCUGCUUUGCAUCGACUUCGCCAUAAUGACAACUUGGCAGAUUUCCGACCCAUUUUAUAGAGCAACUAAGCAGAUGGAAGCUUAUCCUCAUCCCACAAGUGAAGAUAUCGUAAUAGUACAAGAGAACGAGUACUGCCAAUCUGAGCGGAUGCCCAUAUUUAUUGGGGUUAUUUACGCUUACAAAGGACUUUUACUGGUCUUCGGUGCAUUUCUUGCGUGGGAAACUAGACAUGUAUCUAUUCCUGCAUUAAACGACUCCAAGCACAUCGGGCUGUCGGUCUACAACGUCCUCAUCAUGUGCAUUAUGGGUGCUCCAAUUGCUUUGGUGCUGGCUGAUCAUAAAGACGCCUUGUUCGUAUUGAUCGCAAUAUUCAUCAUUUUCUGUACGACUGCUACUUUGUGCCUAGUAUUUGUUCCUAAGCUAGUGGAACUCCGCCGCAACGGCACGGGCGGGCCGGGCGGCGCGCGCAUCCGCGCCACCCUGCGGCCGGCCGCGCCACACGAGUGCCGCUCGCCCGGCCCCGAGCUCGAGCGCCGCCUCAAGGAGCUGCGCCAGUACAACAACCGCUACCGGCGCACGCUGCAGGCGAAGGACAACGAGCUACAGAUGCUGUUAAGUAAACUAGGCAGUGACGUAAGUUCAGAAUCAUCAACACGGGAUUCCAAGUCUCCUGCAACUCAAAGAACUCGUUUACCAGUACCGAGGGAGAAUCUCAGUCAUCCUGAUUUGUACCCCGUUGCAGAGACGAGCGACAUCACGUCCGUGUGCAGCCUGAGCGCGUCCGCCGGCGCUGAGACCGAGUACAUCGGCAUGCAGGCGCAGGUCGACAAACCAAAACCUCCAGCACCUCCCGAAACAGUGAAAGAAGUACUAAAAGAACCUAAAAAAGAACAAACAAAGAACGUUUCCUUCAAGAACCACUUGGACUACACCAGUCCUCCAUCUUCCAAGGCCGUGCCUGAGAAAGACCAACUUGCGAAGUUACCGUAUGGGUGGUCGGCUGAGGAACCAUCAGAACCUCCAAAGCUUAAAUCGGAAGCAGCUAAAGCCGAAGCUAAAACGAUCCCGGUGCUGAAGUCGAGCGACACUGCCACGGCCAAAUCGGUGCCAGCACGCGUGCAAGAGCCCAUGUACACGAAGGCUGCCACACCUAAGGUUAAUAAGACACCAGAAAUGCAAAAGAAGAUAAGCAAGCAAGAGGCCAAGCCGGUGAAGACGGCACCGCGCGCGCACCGCCGCGUGUCCAGCGGCGCCGGCGCCUUGCUCGCGGACGUGAUGCACCUCGGCACGGACCAGCGCGAGCCGCCGCACGAGAGGACCGGCGGGGUUGGUCAAGAACGUGAUCCGACACCUCCCAAACCGAAACAAGAGCUUGAAGAUAUUUUAGACAUUGACCACGACUACUCUUCUACGGAAAGGAAGAAGACGUGUCAACGUAAAGAUUCGGAGAGAAGGAAAAAGGAAAACUUCAUAGUAGUGCAAAGUGAUUUGUGGGAUACAAACACAUUCCAGUACACUUGCCAGAAAUCACCACCGAGUAGUCACGCUCAUUCUCCGAUGCAGCGAAGUGUUUCAGAGAAGAGUCGACAGCAGCAACAGUCGCCUCACCAUCAUAGGGAAAGUGAUACAAGAAGUAUGGAUAGAAGAGCUUCAAACGCAUCAAUUAACCACGUGGGCUCGGGACGCGUCGGGACGCCGGAGGGCUACCGAGAUUCUGAAACUCUCCGGAUGACUGAUCGACUGUCUAAACGUCGUGGCUCAGAAUUCCCUCAACCAGUGAGCACUCCUCCUCAUCAAAUACAAAUGAAGAGAAGACAAUCCUCUGCUCAGAUGAGAACAUAUCAGGAAGAGAGAGAAAGCAAAGCGGAACAAACUCAACGAAGACUAGAGGAUCUGCCCAAACCAGUACCUGAAAAAAUGGAAGAGCCAAAAGAAACAAGAGAUUUCAAACCAGAUCCAGAUAUUAUAAGAAUUUCGAAAAAAUCUGAAUCUCCUGCGAAAAGAAUUCAGGAUCCAGAUACCAUAAGAGUGACUAAAGGUCAAGAAUCGCCUUCGAAAAGGUUGAGGCAAGAGGCAGAGCCUUUGAAGAGGGCCAAGGGUGCCGGAGACUCCCCGAGACUGAGUCAGGUUCAAACAAGACCUGAUCAUCAUAAAAGUAGCCCAAACGUUGCAUCCAGACAUAAAGCUGAAUCUCCCAACAAACGUGAAGAACGUAAGUCCGCGACGUACUCCCGGAGCGAGUCCAAGCGUCAGGAGUCAGUAGAGAGGAAGAUGUAUACUGCGAGCUCUGAGUCAGAACUGUUCGAGUGUGCUAUAUUACCAAUUUUCCAAAAACUCCUGACAGAACGGCACAAGAGCCAGCCCCAUGGUCUCAACCUGAGCUAUGGGGAAAAUAAGCUCUUCCGUGAUGGUUCAUGGAUGGUGGACAUCUCCAUCUGUACAAUGUUAAGUCGGUGCAAGAGCACAAAGAAUACUGGCUUUGGUUCUGAAACCAGGAACAAUCCCAAAUAU